ACAAUUAAAAUGGUGUGUUCCCCUCUUUCCAUCCAGUUCUCUUUAGUGUUUGCCAAUGUUGGAGGUGUAACUGGGGUCUGGCCCUGGACAAAGGAAUCGAGCAUGGCUCAAGUGAAAGUACAGACCACAGCGCCCCUGGCUGGUCCUGGCCUUUCCGCCGGAGUUCCCCCGGCGGCCAUGGCCAGCCCAGGACCCCUGGGUCUGCAGCCCUCUGUCAACGGCACAGGCUCGGCUCCAGCACCCGCCUGCCCUGCUCCUGCAGUCGGAUAUGGGGACGCUCCUGUGUCUGUCACACCACCAGGCCCGCCCCAGGAAAACAUGGCAAACCCUAAAGAGAAAACUCCAAUGUGUUUGGUGAAUGAGUUAGCCCGUUUCAAUAGGAUGCAGCCACAGUACAAGCUCCUAAACGAAAGAGGACCUGCACAUGCCAAGAUCUUCACGGUGCAGCUGACUCUUGGGGAGCAGGUAUGGGAGGCAGAAGGCACCAGCAUAAAAAAGGCCCAGCACUCCACUGCUGCCAAAGCCCUGGCUGAGAGUGUCCUUCCCAGGCCUGCACCGCGCUCCCCAAAAGUUGACAUCAACAGCAACCCAGGCAGUAUAACACCCACAGUGGAGCUGAAUGGACUGGCGAUGAAGAGGGGGGAACCGGCGAUCUACAGACCCUUGGAUCCUAAGCCCAUGCCCAACUACAGAGCGAACUACAACUUCAGAGGGAUGUUUAACCAAAGGUACCAUUAUCCCAUUCCUAAGAUCUUCUACGUUCAGCUCUCUGUGGGAAGUCAUGAGUUUAUUGGUGAGGGUCGGACCCGGCAAGCAGCAAGACAUAACGCUGCCAUGAAAGCCCUUCAAGCCUUGCGCAACGAACCCAUCCCUGAACGGCCACCACAGAGCCCAGAAGAAAAAUUGGAGGCAGAAGAAGGAACCGAUGCGAGUAAAUCAGAGAUCAGCUUAGUCUAUGAGAUCGCCCUUAAAAGGAACUUGUCUGUCAAUUUUGAGGUGUUAAAAGAGAGCGGCCCCCCACACAUGAAAAGCUUUCUUACUCGCGUCACCGUUGGGGAGUUCUCUGCUGAGGGCGAGGGCAACAGCAAGAAGCUGUCCAAGAAGCGUGCUGCUCUGUCCAUCCUGCAGGAGUUAAAGAAGCUUCCCUUCAUACCCACUGUGGAGAAACCUAAGACCCACUACAAGAAGCGCACCAAAACUAUCCUGAAGACGGGACCAGAUUAUGGACAAGGCAUGAACCCAAUCAGCCGUUUAGCCCAGAUCCAGCAGGCCAAGAAGGAAAAGGAGCCAGAGUACCAGCUGCUCUCUGAGAGAGGGAUACCCAGACGUCGGGAGUUUGUCAUGCAGGUGAAGGUGAAUAACGAAGUUGCAACAGGAGCAGGACCCAACAAGAAGGUGGCCAAGAGGAACGCUGCUGAGGCCAUGCUGCUACAGCUGGGAUACAAGGCCUCCACGGCUCCUCAGAACCCCACAGAAAUGGACAACAAAGGGUGGAACGGACAAAAAGCGCCUUUUACCGAAACGACAAGCAACACCCAGAAAGGUCUACUCCACCUCAGCCCUGAUGUCUAUCAGGAGAUGGAGGCCAGUAGAAAGCAGAGUGCCAGCUCUGGGGGCAACAGCGGCGGAUCUGUCAACUUCAUGACGUCCAAAGACAUGGUCUCCUGCUCUGCCCCGUUACCCCCUGGCCAUUCUUCGUAUUACAACAGCUCGUCCUCAUCACCCAGCCCAACAGCUUCAAUGGCUAGGGAGCUGCUGCUCAACGGUCAGUCGCCCACCACAGAUACGUCGUUGUCCAUGAAGGGAAAAAACCUUGCCUGUGGCGUCUCAGUACAGCCAGCACAGCAGCUGGACUACUUGGCUCGCAUCCAGGGCUUUCAGGUGCAGUACAGUGAUGCACAGAGUGGCAAAGAUUUUGUGACCUAUCUGACCCUCUCCCCAGUGCAAAUGACCUUCCACGGCACCGGGAGCACCCUCCAAGCCAGCCACGAUCAGGCUGCUCUAAGUGCCUUGAAACAGCUGUCGGAGCAGGGACUGGACCCGGUGGAUGGCCCCAUCAAGACCACUGAACCAUGCGGGAGGGAGGACGGACAUUAAACAGACUAACUCAGGCACCACCACUCAGGUCUGCAAGGAUUCAAAGGCUGUCGUCGAGGAGCUGACAUCCCCAAACCUUUCCUUCAUCGUACCCCAACUCUUGCACCCUACACCCCUGCUAUCCACUCGCGCCCCGUCCCCUUUACCCUCAAUCUUAGACCACGAUUGCCACUGUUUCCUGCUCAACCUGUAACCAUGCAAUAGGGUGGAUGUGCACCGAGAAAUAACAGAGUAUAUAAACCAAUACCUGAGUCUAUGUGAAGACAACGCUAUCUUAACACAUUUGUUGAUGAUUUCCGUUGAAAUUUAGAUGACAACACGGACAGAUGAAGUACAAACUAUUAAGAAAAUUGCAUGGUACUGUGUGAAAUCAAGAAAAAUCCAAAGUUAUACACUACAUAGACCAUUGUCCCUUUGGAUAAACGUUGGUAUGGUUAAAACAAAUAUGUACAUCAUGUCAUUGAAAUACAAAAAGAAACAUAUUAAGGAAGGAUAAACUUGCAUAUACAGUAGCUUAUGUUUCCGGGGGUAUUAUGUUUCCUUUUUUUUAUUUUUUUUAUUUUAUUAAUCUAACAAUGCUUGAGUACUGUAUUUAAAAUUAACCAAUGCCAGUGCUGUGAAAGUUGUAGUUGUUGUCUUCAUAUAUAGUCACCCAGCUUACCCUGUAUGCUGUCGGGGGGAUAAAAAAAACAAAAAAAAAGGAGUUCAUCUAUCUAUAUGGAUGUGUAUGACUUUCAUAAGACUAUCAUAUUCUGAGAAAUGACACAAAAAUGUGGAAAAAAAAAAGACAAAAGUCGUGUUAGCAGUAAUCAGUAAAAGUGUUGGCCACCCAGGAAGGUUGAUGCAGCCUUUCCUUCCUUCGGGUCGACCAGUCCCGUUUUAAUAUGAAGCCACACUGGCAUAAAUUCACUGGAGCAUCACCUGAACAGCAGCAAAGGGGCCCCCUUGUGUUUUAUUUUUAUUUUUUUUACCAAAAGUAGGCCUGUUCUUGAUUGACUGCAGCUAAAAGUAGCUACACAUUCUCUAAUGCCAGUAACUUUUCAACUUAAAAAGUCCAAAGUUGAAUACAGGCUGCAUGUUCUCCAGUGAAUGGGAACCCUCUCCGUUUCAGUGAUUUUGUGUCAGUGGAUCCCCUCUUCCCCCUCUCCUCCCCUCAGUUUUGUCGAUCACAUCUACACCCAUUGUGUGUGUUGUAUUGACCUGCCAAGGCAUCAACUGGGUGUUUUUAAUGCCUGUGUUUCUGGAGUGUUCCCCUUUUAGUGGAGGGAGUCUGCCACAUAUCUGCAGACUCUCUCUGCUAAAACGCUACCUUGGAUCACUUUGUCCACUGAUACGGAGGAUGUGUCUUCUUCUUCGCUGUGAUUUCAAUGAGGACUCCGGCUAUUUCUGUGGAUAACACACAGUAAAACCACCUGAGUUAAUGUGGAAA
Molecule: messenger RNA, 3526 nt
Organism: Oryzias latipes (Japanese medaka)
Lineage: Eukaryota; Metazoa; Chordata; Actinopteri; Beloniformes; Adrianichthyidae
Gene: stau2
Product: staufen double-stranded RNA binding protein 2
Biological process (GO): protein localization to synapse; intracellular mRNA localization; anterograde dendritic transport of messenger ribonucleoprotein complex
Cellular component (GO): cytoplasmic stress granule; neuronal cell body; neuron projection
Molecular function (GO): double-stranded RNA binding; mRNA binding
Source: RefSeq, a predicted model, not a curated record